CGAAAUAACUCUUGCUUUCUCGCGCGCCACUCGAUCCCACUCGAGCCCCUAGACAAAGACGAUAUGGCGAAAGGCACAGCGAGCCUCUUCCACCCGAAGCCCAGCCGGCCCACACUCCCAAAGAAGGACUCGCCGAGCACGAACACGCCCUCACCUGGGCCCUCACAAUCCACCCCCGGCACGCCGAAGAAGGCCGCCACUCCCGCCACUCGCCCACCGCAGCAGCGGCCCCCCCGCCCCCUAGGGAUACCCCCAAUGCAAAAGCCCAAGCCCAAGGCCGACGAUGACGAGAAGAAACAAGCCCUGCCCGAUGGCCCAUACGCGGAGUUCCGGCUGAUGUCGUCGAAGCUGAACGGGUGGAAGUACGACGUGAUGAAGUUCGAGUCGCGCAAGCGGGUCGACAUCAACACCUGGGCGGCCCCAGUGAAGCUGAACCGCAAGGAGCCGCGGCGCGAGGACGCCCCAGACGCGGCAUCGCUGCAGGCGGUGAGCGCGAUGGUCGGCUCGGACGGGAAGCUCGUCAUCGGCGCGGACGGGAAGGUGGUGAUGGUCGACGCGGCGGGGCGGCCGGUGCGCGCGCCCGUGGAUGCGGACGAAGCUGGGGAGGAGAAGGGCAAGGGCAAGGACAAGAAGAAGCGGUUCGUGAAGAAGACGCGGCAGGUGUUCCUCGUGCCCGAGGAGACGCGGCAGCUGCGGCGCGAGGAGCGCCACCCGUGGGUGAUGGAGGAUGCGAAGCACGACGAGACGUGGGUGGGCAAGAUGGAAGAGGUGUCGAAGUCGCAGACGUAUGCGAUGUUCAUGCCCGCCGCGGACGAUGUCUUCAAGUUCGUGCCCGCACACCGGUGGUACAAGUUUCAGAAGAAGCCGCAUUAUCAUAUUCCCAACCUCGAGGAGGCGGAAACUUUGAUGACCAAAAUGCAGAAGCACAAGGAUACCCAUUGGACGCUCCGACAAAGAACCGAGCAAGCCACGGGUGGCUCAUCUCUCGUGCACAGCGCAGGCACAAGUCUGGGGCCCGGCGGUCGGAAGCUGAGGACGGUCGACAGUGGCCCAUCCGAGCUCUUCGGCGGUGACGAUGAUGAAGACGGCGGCGACAGCAAGCGGAGAGCCAAACGCGAGAACGGGGCCGAGGGUGACCUCGAUGAGCUAGACUUCGAAGACACAUUUGCAGAUGACGAGGAAAAGAUGGACCUGGACGACAAGGAAGACGACGAGACGAAGGAGCUUGAGGAGCGACUCAAGAAGGAGUACAAGAACGCGAACAAGCUCCGUGAGGGCCACAUAGAUGAAUCAGACGAAGAGGAGGAAGAGACCCAGCUGACUGGGGCGGGCAAGAACCUCCAGAAGACCCUGAAGAAGCUGGACAAGGAUGGCGCAUACGACGACUCCGACGACGAGAAGAACCCGUAUGCAAGCGAGGAGGAAGAGGAGGAGGAAGAGAUCCCCAUUGCGCCUACCGGUCCUGCGAUUCAGCCUGUCGAGCCCAAGCCGGGCGCGCGAUCGGCGUCCCAGACGUCACCGGUCCUGCAAGCGGGCAAGCCCACGGCAAACGGACAGCCACCGUCCACGCCCAAGACGGAACCGCUGCCACAAUCAAUCUCGCGGCCGACGUCUCCCGCGCCGGCACCGGGGCACGGAGGCCAUUCCGUUGUCGCGAGGCGGGCUACGAGCCCGAAGAUGCCCAAACUGAAAACGGCCAUCCCGAGCCGCGCGGGAAGCCCACUCGCGAGCCCCAACGGAGCGUCGCCUCCAGCCAGUCGCGCGACGAGCCCGACUGCUGGCAGCCCCCCUCCGGCACCAUCUGCGUCCGGGGGUGCGAAGGCCCUCAAGCGCAAGGCGACAGACGACGGGUCUGCGGGCGCCGCGGGGGGUGCGCCGGGCAGCGUGCCCCGCCUGAAGAAGCGCAAGGCGCAGCUGCCGCCGGGCGCAGAGCUCGAGGACCGCAUGGUCAUCGAGUGGCUGCGGGCGACGCCGAGCGCAUCGACGCGCGAGUGCAUCCUGCACUUUACGCCGUACCUGACGAACGAGGAGAAGAAGAACAAGUUCACGGCGCUCGUGAAGGAGGUCGCGCAGCUCAGCAAGGGCGUGCUCGUGCUGAGGCCCGCGUACCGCGGUGCUGCGACCGCGCCCUCGCCGGCAGCGUAGGCGCGGGGAGGGAGGUAGUGCGCGUGGUUGAUUGCACACGGUGCUUCUAGCGCGGCCAUUUGCCGCGGAUUAUUACACUCGGACCCAUCUUGAUUCUCGCUUGGCUUGUACCACCAUCCAUUCCUACACAUACAGCGCGUAUUAUGAAUACACGCGUCGGCUUGUGCCCGCCCAGA
Molecule: messenger RNA, 2321 nt
Organism: Trametes versicolor FP-101664 SS1
Lineage: Eukaryota; Fungi; Basidiomycota; Agaricomycetes; Polyporales; Polyporaceae
Product: transcription factor IIF subunit TFG1
Exons: 4
Coding region: 64-2145 (693 amino acids)
Biological process (GO): positive regulation of transcription elongation by RNA polymerase II; transcription initiation at RNA polymerase II promoter
Cellular component (GO): transcription factor TFIIF complex; nucleus
Molecular function (GO): RNA polymerase II general transcription initiation factor activity; TFIIF-class transcription factor complex binding; DNA binding
Source: RefSeq, a predicted model, not a curated record